Dissoconium aciculare CBS 342.82 is the source of this 846-nucleotide messenger RNA. RefSeq lists its product as uncharacterized. The transcript has 2 exons. The record is from RefSeq and is a predicted model, not a curated record. NCBI's taxonomy places the organism in Eukaryota, Fungi, Ascomycota, Dothideomycetes, Mycosphaerellales, Dissoconiaceae. The annotation marks the transcript as partial.
AUGGCAGACCCUUUAAGCAUUGCAGCCUCAUUACUCGCAAUCUCCACAGCUGCGAUCCAGUCUGCAAAGUCUUUACGCGAGGCCGUUAAACGGUACAAAGGUCGGGACAAGACGCUUGGGAGGCUGCAAGAUGAGCUGGACCAUCUAAGUAAGAUUCUGGAAUCGUUAACCCAAACCGUUGCUACCGAGGAAUCCUUGUUGGCGCUUCUGCAGGGUCCUAUCGAACGAUGCGAUCAAGUAUGUCGUGAAUUUGAGGCGGCGAUGGAGGGUUUCAGCCAAAAGUCCAAGACUGGUUUCCGAGACUGGGCGCGGAUGGAAUUCAUGAGAGGGGAUAUUAACGAAUUCAUCGAAACCAUUGCAGGGUACAAGUCGACCAUCUCAGUCGGGUUAGGCACCGUCACUAUGCAAUCUUCGAAGAUUUCCGAAGGGGUCCUCUUAAAGUACACCGGGAUGAUCAAAGAUACGACAUAUAAUCUAGAGCUCCACCUGCAGCGGAUCGACGAUAAGAUAACACAGCCGACGACGGAUCGCAACGCUCAUGCGGAGAUAGGCAUCGAUCUAAGAGACGAGAGAGAAGCCACAAAACAAUGCCUCCAGAUCUGCGAGGAUUUGAGAUCGUAUUUCCAAAACCUGUCACUUGGAGCAUCAUCCUGCCUGCAAGACCCACCAGAAAAUGUUUACGAAUACCAAAGCUUUGAAGCGCAGACGCGGAUGCGCCAGACAAUCGAUGAAGCGCAAGAGAGCUUCGUGCAGAAAUCUGAUCAUCUUUCCAAACGUCUUGCAUCCUUACUCCGCGGUCAAGCUUCUGACAGUGAUCGGGUGAAACCGAUACAAGAUCUCAAGAUU